AUGACGAACUUCUGUCUCCCCACAUGUCUCCUCACCCUCAUCCUCCUUCAGCUGCCCGGGCUGGAUUCUGCUCACUUUGAUGUGGUGGGACCCAAGGAGCCCAUCCUGGCCAUGGUGGGCGAAGACGUCGAGCUGCCGUGCCACCUGUCCCCAAACGUGAGUGCCAGAAACAUGGAACUGCGCUGGUUCCGGAAGAAGGUCUCGGAGGCGGUGUUGGUGCAUCGGGACGGGCAGCUGCAGGACCGGGAGCAGAUGGCCGAGUACCGAGGCAGAGCCACGCUGGUGCCGUACAACAUCAACCAGGGCCACGUGGCGGUCAGGAUCCACGGGGUCACGGCCAAGGAUGCCGGGGAGUACCGGUGCUUCUUCAGGGAGAAGGAAGACUUCGAGGAGGCGGUGGUGCAGCUGCAGGUGGCCUCUCUGGGCACUGAUCCGCAUGUCCACAUGGAAGUCCAAGAGAGCGGAGAGAUCCGGCUGAAGUGUACCUCAGAGGGAUGGUACCCGGAGCCGCAGGUGCAGUGGAGAACUUCCGGGGGACAGAAGUUUCCAUCCACGGCAGAAUCCAGGACUCCUGAUGAAGAAGGCCUGUUCACUGUGGCAGCUUCAGUGACCAUCAAGAACGCCACUCCAGGGAAUGUGUCGUGCAGCAUCCAGAACCCCCUUCUUGGCCAGGAAAAGGAAGUCGAGAUUUCCAUACCGGCUCCCUUAUUCCCAAGGCUGACUCCCUGGAUGGUGGUCACAAUUGUAGUCGUGACUGUUCUUGGACUUCUUUCCAUCGCCUCCAUAUUUUUCACUUGGAAACUCUACAAGGAAAGACGCAGAGAAAGGAAGGAAAAAUUUAGCUCUAAAGAGAAACUCCUGGAGGAUCUCAAAUGGAAGAAGGCCUCAUUGCAUGCAGUCGAUGUGACUCUGGACCCGGACACAGCCCACCCGCACCUCUUCCUGUACGAGGACUCCAAAUCUGUCCGACUGGAGGAUUCACGUCAGAAAGCUCUUGAGAAACCAGAGAGAUUUGAUUCCUGGCCUUGCGUGCUGGGCCGGGAGACCUUCACCUCAGGGAAACAUUACUGGGAGGUGGAAGUGGGGGACAGGACCGACUGGGCGAUCGGGGUGUGCAAGGAGAAUGUGAUGAAGAAAGGUUUUGACCCCAUGACUCCCGAAAACGGGUUCUGGGCUGUGGAGUUGUAUGGGAACGGCUACUGGGCCCUAACCUCACUCCGAACCCCUCUCCCAUUGCCGGGACCCCCCCACCGGGUGGGAAUUUUCCUGGACUAUGAGUCAGGAGACGUCUCCUUCUACAACAUGACGGACGGGUCCCUCAUCUACUCUUUCCCCAAGACCACCUUCUCUGGGCCCCUCCGGCCCUUCUUCUGCUUGUGGACCUGUGGGAAAAGGCCCCUGUCUAUCUGCCCCGUCACAGACGGACCUGACGGGGUGACAGUUCUUGCUGAUGCCAAGGACGCGUCUAAGGAGAUCCCACUGUCCCCCAUGGGCGACGAUUCCGCCACUGGGGAUGCAGACACCCCCCACUCUAAACUAAUUCCCACCCAACCCGGCCAAGCGUCCUCUUAA
Molecule: messenger RNA, 1572 nt
Organism: Sorex fumeus (smoky shrew)
Lineage: Eukaryota; Metazoa; Chordata; Mammalia; Eulipotyphla; Soricidae
Product: butyrophilin subfamily 1 member A1
Exons: 7
Coding region: 1-1572 (523 amino acids)
Biological process (GO): T cell receptor signaling pathway; regulation of cytokine production
Cellular component (GO): external side of plasma membrane
Molecular function (GO): signaling receptor binding
Source: RefSeq, a predicted model, not a curated record